AUGACCUAUAACUCUUAAGAUUUUUUAUUUUUUAUUUUUAUUUUAUAACGGAAACAAAAGAUUUGGAUUUGAAUAGACUGGCACUCCGAAAGUUGAUUGUAGGCUACGAAUGAUGAUUACAAUUUACAAAAACAAGAAUAAAAGGAUUGAUGAAUUGUGUGUUUCAUUGGGGAAUAAAAGCGUAGAAGACUUGAAUGAUGACAACGUAAAAUGGAAGGAUACAUGCCUCAUAUCAUAUGUUAUGUUGGUGGCCAAGUUCUCAUCUCAAGUGGGUUUAUAACUUAAAACUGUACGGCGCAAGAAUUCAAAAUCUUCAAAAAAUGGGGAGGGCCAAGCGGCGGCAUAUAUUCAUAGCUCUAGGGCUCCUUAUGCUUAUGGGAAUCGCCAUUCACUUCCGCCUUUGGGCCAUCGAUAAUCGGUUCUCCUCUUAUGAUUCCGAGCUUUUAAGGAGACAAUUUGAUCUUGCUAACAGAGAAGCUAUGGAUGAAUCUGCAGAGUGGAGAAGAAGGUUUGAUUUGGAAUUCGAGAAGGCUACCAAAUGCUCUAGGGAACUGGAGGAAAUUAAGAUGUCCACUGGAGAUAAAAGAAAGGUUUCUGCUGUUCUGAACAAGAAAAUGGAAAUGUUGCAAAAGGAAAAUGUGGAUUUGCUUGAGCGAGUUGAGUCUUUGAAACAAGAGCUUGAAUCAGAGACACUUAAAUGCAGCAUGCGUAACAUGUGAUGUCGCUGGAGUAAUUAUAAUUAUAAUCUUGGAGGCUAUCAUUUUUUUCAGAUUAGUCGACAUUUUCGUCGGCGUUUUCUAUGAUUCAAACAGAUGUGGAUCCUCUUAUAUGAUCGUCUCCCUAAAAGCUAGCACAUUAGUUUCUUCGUUGCCAAUGGCAAUUUGUAUUUGAAUAUAUUUAUGAAUACAAAUAUGAUGGUCCGAUUGUCAAGUUGUAUAUAAAAGAGUAUGAUUCAAAGAAAUUUAAGCUGCAAAUCAAAUAAACCAGCAGGCACUUCAGAUGA
Messenger RNA from Salvia miltiorrhiza (redroot sage), 1003 nucleotides. RefSeq lists its product as uncharacterized. The transcript is spliced from 4 exons. Bases 237 to 719 code for a protein of 160 amino acids. The record is from RefSeq and is a predicted model, not a curated record. Lineage: Eukaryota; Viridiplantae; Streptophyta; Magnoliopsida; Lamiales; Lamiaceae.